Molecule: messenger RNA, 1076 nt
Organism: Salvelinus fontinalis (brook trout)
Lineage: Eukaryota; Metazoa; Chordata; Actinopteri; Salmoniformes; Salmonidae
Product: neuropeptide-like protein C4orf48 homolog
Exons: 4
Coding region: 133-495 (120 amino acids)
Source: RefSeq, a predicted model, not a curated record
UAAGACAUGUGACCAACAUAGCGAACCAGAGAGGCCAACAUUUAAUUUGCAAUGAAUAAAACAAUUUAGCAUAAUUUUACGGGCUUUCAGGGGACAAUCCGUUCGCCUAAUUUACAGAGGGGUUUUAUACGCAUGCGCUUUCUGCCCAUCGAAUUCAUAUUCAACAGAAUCGUCUCUUCAUUAACACACACAGUCUUCCUCUUGACAUGCUGCACCGGUGGUAUGGCAUCGAGCGUCUAUUUGAAAGCGGUGAUGCUGCUCUUGGCCGUGCAGAUGCUGUCUUUUAGGCCAGGCUUUAUCGAGCAGGAGACAGGGACGGUAAUACCUGCCGAAAGUCGUCCCUGUGUGGACUGUCAUGCAUUUGAAUUCAUGCAGAGGGCACUGCAAGACCUCAAGAAGACUGCUUUCAACCUCGAUGCCCAGACUGAGACCCUGGUGUUGAGGGCAGAGAGGCGAGCCCUGUGUGGAUGCAUGCCCACUAAUACCCUGCACUGAGUUAAGCAGUGAUGUGACCUCACCAUGGCAACCGACUCCACACCCACUAUUACCGGACACCUUCUUUAAACUACUACAAACAAUGCCUGGACUAGGCAGAUGUGUCUGAGCCUUCUUCUAUGGAAUAUUGUAAAAAAAAAAAAAGUUUCAUAAUUUGUACAACAUGCAGUUUAUUUUCUUUGCUAACAUAUCAGUAUUGAUAUUGCAGUGGUUUAAUUGUAAUUUUAAUAUAAGAUUUUAUUUGAUGAGUUCAGAAAACCAGCAAUGCGUUACUAUGUCAUGUAGGGCAAAGCAAAUUACAUCUCAUGUCCCUCUCGGUCAUAUGUGAGGUUUUGAAACACAAAUCUAGAUAAUUUUAGGUAGUUCUGUAUGUACAUUCAAUGAACAGACAUCUUUAUAAAAUGUGUGGCAAAAUAUCAGUGAUCUUCAAGAUAAUUCACAUAUACACCUGGCAGCGGUCUUGAAUUGAAAAGAGCUGGUCAUUUAUAAUAACACCCUUAUCAUUUUAAGAAAGUGUCUUGGAAAGUGUUUUUAUAGUCAUGGGAACACCAGGCUUUAGAAUAAAUGUUCUUUUUAGGUCU